Molecule: messenger RNA, 3868 nt
Organism: Blastomyces gilchristii SLH14081
Lineage: Eukaryota; Fungi; Ascomycota; Eurotiomycetes; Onygenales; Ajellomycetaceae
Product: manganese ion homeostasis
Exons: 2
Coding region: 638-2653 (671 amino acids)
Biological process (GO): GPI anchor biosynthetic process
Cellular component (GO): endoplasmic reticulum
Molecular function (GO): hydrolase activity
Source: RefSeq, a predicted model, not a curated record
UUAAAGGAGAAAUCAACGUGUUUAGCUCGAUUAUCCUCCAACAAACCUCCGCUACUCAGAAGAAUUUUGACUCUGUGAUAAACGACGGCCUGCAAAGUAAUUCUUCUCCGGCGGCUCGUUUCUCUAGCGAUUGCGAUUGCCUUGAAAGCCCAUGCCGACUUUGUUCCGCAUCACCGAACCCAAGGCCCACUCACGGCGCGACAGGAGAAAGCAUCAGGACGUGUGCUUAAUACAAUAACUAGCAGUUACUGGCGCCCAAGAAAGCGGAACAAAAGCGGAGAUAAAACCCGGUAGGGUGCGGAAAAAGCGAAAAAAGAAAAACAAGCAAAAGACAACGAACAAGGACGAGCACAGAACUAGGAGAGCAGCGCAGGCGAACGGCGACAACGAUGCUCCUUCGACCGUCCGUAUUCCCUCACCGAUUGUCCAUAUAGCAUCUCAGCUACGGGCUAUAUUGGAUUGUGCACAUCCAUUCGACUCUCAUAUACUACAUGCAGCGCGAUCAAAGGAGCGAGAGCCUAUACCUACCAGCCAGGAACACCCGAGCCGCAUCUGCCAAGUCCAACCGCCCACCGAUGCUACAUAACUAAUACCAUCAAACCAUAUAAAACGAGAAGUAAAAGAUAAACGAGCAAUAAUGGCCUCUCGCUCCCAUCGCGACCACUUCGUGGAACCACCCUCUCUUGUUUGGCGUAUAUACAACUCCCUCCCACCCGUUGUAACAACGACCAUUGCAAGUAUACAAACUCAAGCAACUCGUUUAGGUGCCUCAUGUACCCGGGAGACCAGGAGGAGGACACGAUGCGGAUAUGUGCUGAGACUGCUAUGGCUGGCGUGCUCGUUGCAGAAUGUCCUGAUUCUUCUUUGGGGAGUGACGCUUUGGUGGGGGGAAUGGACUGUGUUCAGGGAUAGCGUGCGAGGGUGUGAGUGGACAGGGUGGGAACAAUGGCCGGAACAAGCCGUGCCGCAUCAUGUUGUGUUUAUUGCGGACCCUCAGUUGGUCGACCCACAUACAUAUCCCGGCCGGUCGUGGCCGCUCUCGUCACUGACAGUAUUUUACGCUGAUCUAUAUCUCUACCGAACUUAUUCGUUGCUUCAGCGAGAUCUGAGACCGGAUACCACCUUCUUCUUAGGGGAUUUGUUUGAUGGGGGGAGGGAAUGGGGAACGGAGAGGAGCUCGAGUCCAGAGGAAAGAUUUAAAAAAUAUGGGCACAGUGUCUGGAUGGAAGAGUAUCGACGGUUCGUUCGACUGUUUUUCGAUACAUGGAAAUUGGGAGGGGUCGAUUCCGCUGCCAGCGAACGGGGCCGGAAGAUCAUCGCCAGUCUGCCGGGCAAUCAUGAUCUAGGAUUUGGGCAUGGGAUACAACAGCCCGUGCUCGAGCGGUUCCAGACUUAUUUUGGCGUUGGGAAUCGCGUAGACGUCUUGGGCAAUCACUCGUUUGUCUCCGUCGACACCGUUUCGUUGAGCGCAAUGGAUCAGCCGGAUCCUGAAACUGGCGGUUCCGGGGGUGACGAGAUAUGGAGAGCGGCCGAUGACUUUCUAAAUGAUCUUUCAAAUGUAAAGGCGCGCGCAGUUAAGCAAGAAUUGCUUGCUCUCCAGGGCUAUGCGGAGAAUUAUUUUACCCCCUCCAGGGUUGUCGAUGCCGCUAACCCCUCCCCACCGGUGAUAUCCUCUGCACCACCUGAGGAUAUAGAUCUACCUACAAUUAUCCUUACACAUGUGCCUUUCUACCGUGAACCAGGGACACCCUGUGGACCCCUGCGAGAACGUUUUCCGCCAUCCUCUACAGACCCAUUACCGGAGAAGGACGAAAGAAAUGCUAUCAGGGUCUCUCGUGGUUACCAAUACCAAAAUGUCCUCUCGGACGCAAUAGGCAGGAAAAUAAUAAGAAGCGCAGGAGCGAACGUAAAGCAGAUAUACUCCGGCGAUGACCAUGACUAUUGUGAAAUCAUCCAUCGCGAAUUCAGCAGCUCGCCCAAGGAGAUCACCGUGAAAACCUUAUCAUUGGCAAUGGGGGUGCGCCGGCCGGGCUUCCAAAUGGCCAGUCUCUACAACUCUAUCGACCUCCAGACGGGAAACGCCAUAAACACAGAAUCCUCAUCUUCUUCCUCCACGAUCCAAAACCACCUGUGCCUCCUCCCCGACCAAAUCUCCAUCUUCAUCCAAUACGGCUACGUCCUCUUCCUUACCAUCCUCGUCCUCCUUGUCCGCGCCGUUGCCCGCACAUUCCGCACAGCCCAAGACCCAACAUCACCAGCAUCAUCGCAUGACUCCACAACCCUCCUCCCCCUCACCCACAGCCGCCAGCCUUCCAAACACCUAGACAAGUCCGCUCUCUCCACAACCUCCAGCACCUCAACCUCCUCCCCCACCUAUCACAGUGAAAACCGAUUCUCAAAUCGGACAACCGGCACUGGCCAUGAUGAAGUUAGCGAGAGCCUACGACGGUCCGACUUGGCGCUGGACGAGAAGUUGAAGGAUGGCAGCUGGGCCCCGAAAAGGGGUGCUGCCAGCAGUAGUAGCUAUGAUCGCGUCGGUGGCGGUAGAAGCAGCUUCAGACAUGUGCUACGUACGGAGUUUGUCAAGCCGCUUAUGCGCAUUGCGAUUGUAGCGGGGAUAUUUUACCUGUGGUUGGUAUGGACGUGGUUGUGAUGAUUUAUUUGUAUUUCGAAUUUGAAUGCAUGCAUGUGCCUAAACCGGCUGCGGUUGGGUAGGGUUGGUGCGAGUUUUUUUUCCCCGCAUUUUUCCGCAUUUUUUCACUUUGGGAACUUUGGUUAUUUUGUGGUCAUUUGCAUCCUGCUAUGUAUAGUAGCGCGCUGGUAUUUGUUUUUAUAGUUUACUGACCUCCCUUCUAGAAAUUUGUACGAACCAGCGACUCGCCUGCACCAUUUUCUCAGAUGCACCACAGAGUUUAGCUCUAGCAAUUACAUUAUUAACUACUUUUGAACUAUUAAUAGUUAUUUAUACUGAAAGUCCAAAAUAUUGCGCCCACACGGAGGCUUGUUGAAAGAAUAGACUCCAGUGGUCUGGCUUAAAUUCGGAGUCAGAUAACAUCCAUGGAUUUGAACCCAAUACCCCCCGUUUGGCUUCACUACUAACGGAGAUGCUGGUUGAUACCGGUGUAUAUGAAAGCUCUUAUCACUGCAAUCAGUUAUUACACAUCGAACAUGGUCAAUUUCUCCUUAUCCGCUCACCUGUUUCCCCUAUGAUAUAUUUGUUCAAGCCAAAUAAGGUUGGAUAUCCAUGUUAGCGCCUAACCUGUUCUGAGGUCUAUGGGACUUGGGGGGUGAGCCUAGAGAAUAAAUACAUGGAGAGUUGGAUGCUGUUAUUCUAAAACACCCCGACGGUCAAUCGCCCCUCGUUAUCGUCUCUUCCAACGUUAUUUUCCCGAUGAAUAUAACUUGGUCGAGCAAUCCAGCUAGAUCCUUGACGCAUUUCCCCUUGAGGUUGAACAACGGCAUUCCUGCGAUAUAAUCUCUGGCACCAGUGUGCCUAUACCGUUCUCAACUCGCUCAUCAUUUGCCAACCAACUGGCGCUGAAGAAUUCAAUUCUUCUUCGUCCCCUCGUCUGGCUGGCUCCUCGUAUCUGUCGCCGUGCGCUCUCUACUCUAGAAGUGAUGGGGUUUGACCCCAAAACGAUGAUCGAACAUGGAAUACACUGGGCCGAACAUCAGGACCCUAUAUAGGCAUGUCAAUCACGCUCAUAUCAUGAGUUUCUUUGGAGAAUGUUUCUUCCGUGUGCUGGAGAGCUAUGGAGUUCCUGAGUAAGGAAGAGCUGGAUGGUAUAUUCCUCUUGUACGCGCAUGUAUGAAUUGGACAUUCGGAGACAGGUUAUCUACCCUGACAUGGUUGGUACAUACAUGUAAC